AUGAAUCAAAUGCUAGAGCUCCUCGAGGGGCUAAGAUUCCUGACAGUCCUCCUCAGGCACCAGGAGAAGUUCAAAGAGCUGUGCCUUGAAAUGAAGAAUCUUAUUGGAGUUGUGGCCUGUGAUGCAGCAGUUGUAAUUUUCUCUCUUUCCGUGAAUCAAAUCCAAAAAGGCUUGGCCAAGGAAACUGAUCUUGCUCUUUUUCAUUUGCUUAAAGUGCUCAAGUUUAUUAGGGCAGAAGUUACCGAUCCAGUAACGUCAGUAUCAGGAUUUGGUUUUCCUAGGACCAAUGAGUUGGGCUCUAUGGAUUUUCUCCUUGAAAAUCUGAAGGAACUAGAAAGUUGUAAUGAGGCUGAUGAUUCAAUUGCAUUCCCGAAAGAUCAAAUCCGCACAGUCCUAGAAGAUCUCGUAUUCUUAAGAUCUUUCCUUGUCAAGAUAGCAGACCAGCGCAACGGGAAUGGAAAACUCCAAGCUCUUUGGAGUCGGAUUAUGGAGGUUGCACACUGGGCAGAGUUUGUCAUUGACUCUAUCGUGGUUGGUGAUAAACAUGAAUAUUUGGGAAGAGUUGCCAGAGAUAUCCAGCUUUUGAGGACUGAGGCCCGUGAAACCUAUCAUAGCACGAGGCAUGACUGCGGAGCUCAGAGAACUAACCAGAAAUCUUUCCGCAUUGAGUCAAAACGUAGCAUCCCAGUGUUGAAUGAAGUUCUGGUGGGUCUUGAUGAUGAGAUAAAGACAAUUAUUCACAGUCUUACCAGGGGUUCAAAGCUGUUGGAUUUUGUUUCAAUUGUGGGUAUGGCUGGACUUGUUCAGCUUUUAUGCAGUAUUUCUUCUAGAAGUCCUGAUGAAUAUCUUGAGAUGGAUGAAAGUGAUUUGGCUCCCAAGCUGUUCAAGCUUUUAAAGAGAAAUAGGUAUCUCAUUUUUUUGGAUGAUGUGUGGGAGAUCAAGGCAUGGAAUUUGGUCAAAAGUUCAUUACCCGAUGAUGCCAAUGGAAGUAGGAUUCUCUUCACCAGCAGAAUUCAAUUGCAAUUCAAACCUGAUAGCAUGGCUCACCAUCUCCGCCACCUUACUGACGAAGAGAGUUGUAAAUUGCUGCAGAAAAAGGUAUUUAGAAAAGAAGGUUUUCCUCCGACACUAGGUAAAGUUGGAUCUCAAAUAGCAAAAUUAUGUAGGGGCUUACCUCUCACAGUUGUCCUCGCUGCUGGAAUUCUUGCUAAUACUGCAGAAGACUGCUGGGAAGAAGUUGCAAAGAGUCUAACUUCCAGUAUUGUCCUUAAUGAUGAAUACUGCAUGAUGACGCUUGAGCUGAGUUACAAUCAUUUAUCGGAUGAUUUGAAACCAUGCCUUCUUUACUUCAGUGCAUUUCAAGAAGACGAAAACGUUCCUGUCCGAAGGUUGUUUUGGCUCUGGAUCUCUGAAGGAUUUGUGCGAAAGACUGAAAGAAUGAGAUUUGAGGAUGUGGCAGAUGACUAUUUGAAGGAUCUGGUUGAUAGAAGUUUAGUUAUGGUUUCUGAACAAAGAAGUAUGGGUGGCGCUAAAGCCUGCCGACUACAUGAUUUAGUACAUGAGUUUUGUGUGAAAAAAGCCAAAGAAGAAAACUUUCUACAUGUUUUGCAUAGUCGGAAUGAUCAUACUGGCCCAAGCAACCCCCUCAGAGUUUGUGAUCGAAAUGCCAGGAAUUUGAUGAUUUGGGAGUCACUGCUAGAAUUUCCCUAUGUACGCAGUUUAUUAUUGUUUAAUGAGGAUGAUUUGGGGUUUUGGUUACCUAAACUUCUUAGAGUGUUGGAUUUGGGGGAAUUGGUGUUUCAUGCAUAUUUGCCUAUGGAAGUAUUUUUGCUUGCUCACUUGAGAUACUUAGCUCUUCGUACUAGAGGAGUAAAAUUCAUCCCAGCUGCAAUAGCUAACCUCUCAAGGUUACAAACUUUUCUGCUACGAGGAAACGGCAUUCAUUGUUUGUUACCCAAGGCUAUCUGGAACAUUAAGACAUUGAGACAUCUAUGGACUACAUAUCCCUAUGCUGGUUUCAUUUUUCCUGUUGAAAAUCUUGAAGAAUGCCCAGGUUUAGAUCGUUUAGACAGUUUAAGCCUUGCCAUUGAUCCCUCCUCUCAAAGCUUGCAAAAGAUACUGACAAAGUUACCAAACAUCUGCAGGCUAAGAUGUACGAAGACGGCAUCAAGAGAAAAAUGUACUGGAGAUGGGAUUCUCGUGUUUGACUGCUUGAGUCGACUAGAAUCACUUACUCUGCGUUGCUUUGAGUCGACUAGAUUUAAAUUCCCGUUGAAUUUGAAGAAGCUGACUCUAAAACAAAAUGAGCAGCCAUGGAGUGAAAUCUCAACAAUUGGAAAGUUGCCCAAACUUGAAGUGCUUAAAUUAGUCGAUGACCCCUUCUUUGGGAAAGAAUGGGAAAUGAAAGAAGGGGAGUUCCCUAAGCUCCGAGUCUUGAAAUUGUCAAACUUGCGGGACUUUCGCAGCUGGACUGCAUCUUCUGAUAAUUUUCCCCGUCUUGAGAAAUUGAUUGUGCACAAUUGUUGGAUGAUGGAAGAGGUGCCUUCUUGUUUAGGGGAAUGUCCGACUCUUGAAAUGAUUGAGGUGAGAGGGUGUCUUGAGUCUGUUGCAAGUUCAGUGAAGCAAAUUCAACAAGAACAGAUAGAUAUGGGAAAUGAGGUACUUGGUGAGAAAAGCAUAGAGUUGCAACUCCUUCCUGCUCAGUUGAGGUAA
Coffea eugenioides is the source of this 2712-nucleotide messenger RNA. RefSeq names its product putative late blight resistance protein homolog R1A-10. The transcript is spliced from 3 exons. Gene Ontology annotation, biological process: defense response to other organism. Gene Ontology annotation, molecular function: ADP binding. Lineage: Eukaryota; Viridiplantae; Streptophyta; Magnoliopsida; Gentianales; Rubiaceae. The record is from RefSeq and is a predicted model, not a curated record. Bases 1 to 2712 code for a protein of 903 amino acids.